UGCCAGGCGGCUCUGAGCACAGCUGUGCCCCGAAGGGCUUCCCCUUCGCCCCACACGGCGGAGGGCCGCGGCUCCGCGCCCCACGCUCGCCUGUGUCUGUGCUGCGUGUGCGGGGGGCUCGGACAGUCACACGCCUUGAGAGCGGCCACACCGCCGCGGGAGGCUGCGGAGCCCUGCCCGCGGCAGCCGGCGCUAGCUGCGCGUUAGCCUUCCCCUCUUCGGCCGCACUUACGCAGCUUCGCCUGGCAAUAAAAUACUUCGGAAUGGCACCGAAUUAAAUGCGUCCACGUGCUCUUUGUGUAAAUCCCAACCCAAACGGGUCCGGCUUGGAUUUAGACACUUCCUGCCGCGUUUAUGAACAGGUUGACACGUUGCUGUCUCCUCUAAGAAUUGCAUUGUUCUGGCUCCCCCUAGCGCUUCCUGAGGACUCUGGCCAGUGAUCUCAUCACUGAAGAUGACAACCCUUAUAUUCAUAGACAAAGAGAAUGAAGGAGAUGUUGGUGCUGCUUCUAAGGAUCGGCUAAGGUUGUCCUCAGUAUCUUCAAAAGUCUUAUCUGAAAGAUCACAGACCCAGACUCCACUUGUUGGAAGAACAGUUAAUGCAGCUCCAGCCAGGUCUCAGUCUGUCAGGAAGGCUCUGGGAAAUGUAAACAGAACUUUGGGAACUACAAACAAGAAGGAAAUUCAAAAACAGAAAAAACAGGCUUUGCCUGCCAAGAAAAUUACUGAAAAGACAACUCAAGUGGAAAGCUGCAGUGUGGCCACUGAAGAAGCCUAUCCAGAAAUUGAAAACUUCUUUCCCUACAAUCCUCUUGACUUUGAGAGUUUUGACGUUCCUGAAGAACACAGACUAAGCCACAUGUCCCUGACUGGGGUUCCUCUGUUGAUACUUGACAAAAAUAUACCUGACAGAUGUAUAAACAUGGUCCCUUCACCUGUGAAGCUGUCUCCCAUUUCAUGGGAAUGUGAAUUGCUACAAUCAACUACCAACUUUCUCUCUACCUUGGAUGAAAUCAUUGACUUGCCACCUUUGUCCUGACUCUAAAAGUGAAUUUGGAAACUUUUUUUUAUUGAGCACUGAACAGCUUUGAAUCUUUUUGUAUCUCUUAAUAAUAAAGAACUAGACUAACUUGCAUAGCCUAA
Messenger RNA from Chelonoidis abingdonii (Abingdon island giant tortoise), 1143 nucleotides. It is a transcript of the gene PTTG1, whose product is annotated as PTTG1 regulator of sister chromatid separation, securin. Lineage: Eukaryota; Metazoa; Chordata; Testudines; Testudinidae. Gene Ontology annotation, cellular component: cytoplasm; nucleus. Gene Ontology annotation, biological process: homologous chromosome segregation; chromosome organization. The record is from RefSeq and is a predicted model, not a curated record.